Knipowitschia caucasica is the source of this 1083-nucleotide messenger RNA. The record is from the annotation of a GenBank genome assembly. NCBI's taxonomy places the organism in Eukaryota, Metazoa, Chordata, Actinopteri, Gobiiformes, Gobiidae.
AUGGCUGCCAGAAUUCCACAGAGCGACAGCACCAGUGGAGAGGAGCAGAAACAAUCAGGACAAUCAGACAACUCAAACCAGCAAGGAGACAACGACGUGAAGCCCCCACCAAAUGGCCAUUUGAAUCUGAGUUUUCAGGACUGCUUUGUGACUUCAGGAGUGUGGAAUGUCGCCGAGCUUGUCCGUGUCUCACAGACGCCAGUUGCUACGGCGUCAGGUCCCAACUUCUCUUUAGCUGACCUCGACAGCCCUGGCUACUACAACAUCAACCAGGUGACCCUAGGCCGGCGGUCCAUCACCUCCACACCCUCCACAAGCUCCAACAAACGCAAGUCGAUUGACGACAGUGAGAUGGAGAGCCCUGUGGAUGACGUGUUCUACUCGGGACGGUCCCCCGCAGCAGGCAGCAGCUCUCAGUCCAGCGGCUGGCCUAACGACGUUGAUGCAGUGCAGCACCAUUUGGCCAGUGUGCAGGAGAGGAAGAUUAAGCAUGAGAGCGAUGGAGUGCAGUUUCCUUACCAUGGACUCUCGUCGCCUGGUUCACUUAAGAAGUCGGGGAAAUUCGAUUUCAGCGCUCUGUCCUCCCAGACGAGGUCCCCCCGCAUGGCGUUCACCCACCACCCACUGCCAAUGCUGGCGGGAGUGAGACCAGGGAGUCCUCGUGCUUCAGCUUCCGCUCUGCACUUUCCCUCUCCCUCCAUCAUCCAGCAGUCUAGCCCAUAUUUCACCCACCCGACCAUCCGCUACCACCACCACCCAGGACAGGACCCCCUGAAGGAAUUUGUGCAGUUUGUCUGUGCUGACGGCUCAGGGCCGGCCGGGGGACAGCCAAACGGGAGUGGCCAGAGCAAAAUGCCAGGCUCCUUCUUGCUGCCUCCACCUCCCCCCGUCGCCCGCCCAGUGCCCCUCCCCAUGCCCGAUUCUAAACCCAACAGCACGCCCCCUGACGGCGGACUCUCCUCGCCCGCAUCUCCGUCAUACUCCACGCCAGGCGCCACAGCUCCCAACAGGUUUGUCGGCAUCGGAUCACGGGACAACAACUUUCUGAACAUCCCGCAGCAGACGCAGUCUUGGUUCCUCUGA